Patiria miniata (bat star) is the source of this 2206-nucleotide messenger RNA. RefSeq names its product monocarboxylate transporter 13-like. Gene Ontology annotation, molecular function: monocarboxylic acid transmembrane transporter activity. The coding region runs from base 646 to 2010 and encodes 454 amino acids. The transcript has 4 exons. The record is from RefSeq and is a predicted model, not a curated record. NCBI's taxonomy places the organism in Eukaryota, Metazoa, Echinodermata, Asteroidea, Valvatida, Asterinidae. Gene Ontology annotation, biological process: monocarboxylic acid transport; transmembrane transport.
UCGAGCUGCCACAUAGUGGAGUGAACUAUCGGAUCGCAAGAUCUGUGGUUCGAGCCAACAUGCCCGUUUUUUUUCAUCAAAUAUUUGUAAUGGUUGGGAUAGGUUUAAUUGAAGGGAAAACACCACGAGAACCUACUUGCCUUCCAUCCACACAGAGUGAUAAAUAAUCACGUAUAGGGUGAUGUGAUUGGUUAAAAUACGAUGUACACAUGUAUGCUGCAAAAAAAAAUACGCAGACCGGACAAAUCAGCCUAAGCUGUACGGUAGCGGCUGCUCGCUCGUAAGACAGCCUUGGUCACCAAAGCUAUCAAGUGGAACGAAAUUGUAAUAGAGUAUCAUAUUGCAUUAUAUGUUCUACGAUGCACGGAAUAAUGUGGAUACUCAGUCAUUCUACAAGUGUUAGUUACUAUUAUCAAUUUGAAUGAAAACUAUCCAUGUGUAUAGUUACACGUCUGCACGUAAUAUAAGGCUAGUAUUGUGUGCUGACCCGGUAUAUGGAGCGUUGGAUUAGUCAUCAUAAUAUUAUUGUUCACAUCGGGCAACAUUGAAACAAAAUUGAAAUUGCUGGCUUUUAUAGCAGACACAUGACCUUGUAUCCAUUUUCGAUACGGAAACUCUCGCAACUUUCUGGAUAAACCUCGCAAAAUGCGCAGAAAUUAUGAGUCUGAGGAGAAUAUGGGAAGCGGCGCUACCGAGGCAGUGAUGGGGGAGAAACCACGGGUGCCUGACGGCGGUUGGGGAUGGCUGGUGGUGGUCGGAGGACUGAUCACGUUCCUUCUAUGGAGUGGAUUCUUGAAAGCCAUGGGAGUUUUGCUUCCGAGUUUGACGGUUGGUUUGACGCAUAAUACGGCACUGACUGGUGAAGUGGCCGCUAUGGUUGCUGGCGUUAGGAGCUUGACAGGCCCUCUCGCUGGACCAAUCGGUGAAAGAUUUGGCUACAGACCUGUUGUCAUGGUGAUGAGUUUGAUAGCUGCUUGUGGUAUCAUCUCUGCAUCUUUUGCUCAGACAACGAUCCAGUUCCUCUUAUGUUUGUCAGUCAUAUCAGGUGUAGGUUUCUCGGCUCCUAUCAUCCUGACUAAAGCCAUGAUUGGCCGUUACUUCGACCAUCGCUUUGCUCUGGCUAUGAGCCUCGCUAGUGCAGGUGACUCUCUGUCUAUGAUCAUCAUAGCGCCUACGGCGCAGGUCCUACUAGACACCUAUGGAUGGAGAGGCGCUCUACUCUUGUAUGGUGGACUGUGUCUGCAUAUAAUCGCUGCGGGGGCGCUGCUCAGAAACCCUCCUAGUUCAGAUGAAGAUAAGUCUGGUUAUACCUCCAUCCCAAGUGCAGAUGAGAUUACAGACCCCACUAAAGCCACUGAUCAAGCUCCUGCAAGAUCCAAAUCGCUCCUUGAAACCUUCAACUUGUCAAUUUUCACCAAGUUUGUCUUCUGGAUGAUCGGUCUAGUCAUGUUAGGAACCUAUUUGAUUGGGAUCUCCUGGUACUUGUACUUUAUACCACACGCAAAGGCUAAGGGAUUUGACUCCAGUCAGGCAGUGACUUUCGUCGCGGCAGCAGGCGUUGGACAAAUUAUCACCAAGAUUGUCUGGGGUAAACUCAUUGACCAGCGGGUAGUCAGCGUCAGAUUCGGUCUUGUACUCUGUAUAACUCUGUGUUCAUUGGCACUAGCCAUAGAUCCGUUUCUUAAUACGUUCUGGCCCAUGAUGAUUGUGACCAUAAUCUUUGGUAGUUUCUUCGGGUUGGUGUACUGCUUGGUGGAUGUCUUGGCGAAGGAGAUAGCGGGAGAGGACGGCCUGGCGAGUGCCUUUGGAUACAUCGAUCUGGUCGGUGGAAUCGCUAGAAUAUUCCUGGGAUCAGUGCCCGGUUGGAUCUAUGAGCGGACAGGUAGUUAUGAUAUUGCUUUUGUUGUGUUGGGUGGAUUAUAUCUCAUUGUUCUGAUGCCUGUCAUAGCUGAAUGGAUCAUCCAUAGACGUCAGGUACUGUCCAACGAAAAGCACAGUGACAAGAGCUAAGCUACAUAGCUACAUACAACCCUAUAUUCGAAGGUUCAGUGAUGCUUGCUGGCCGGAAAAGAGUUCAGCCCACUGAGACAGAACAACCCUCCAUUGUUAUGUAAAGUGCAUCUAGUCAGGCAGAUUGGCGCACAAUAUGAUGGAAUUGUUCAUGUGAUGAAAAAAGCAUGACAUGUGGCACACAGUCAGAGUAUAA